AUGAACCCCAAGUGUGGCGUUUGCAACAAGACCGUGUACCCCGUGGAGAAGAUCAGCCCGGGUAACGGCAAGAACUACCACAAGCUGUGCUUCAAGUGCUCGGUGUGCAAGAUCACGCUCAACCUGAAGAACUUCAAGUCGCACGAGGGUACCCUCUACUGCCCGGUCCACUACGCGCCCGCGCAGGUCGAGGUGAGGUCGUUCGAAUCCGAGAGGAAGGCCGACCAGGGCGAGUACGCCAGCAACCCCUCCUCCACCCAGGCCGCGGCCGGUGGUGCCUGGGGCCAAUCGACUCCCGAUUCUGGCGAGUACGGCGGCGGCAACAGCGCUGCUGCUGGCGGCUACGAUCAGGGUGGAUAUGACCAGGGCGGCUACGAGCAGCAGGGCGGCUACGAUCAGGGUGGCUACCAGCAGGAGUACUACGAGUAA
Messenger RNA from Acanthamoeba castellanii str. Neff, 429 nucleotides. RefSeq names its product LIM domain containing protein. Gene Ontology annotation, biological process: actin filament bundle assembly. The transcript has a single exon. Gene Ontology annotation, cellular component: plasma membrane; actin cytoskeleton. Lineage: Eukaryota; Discosea; Longamoebia; Acanthamoebidae. Bases 1 to 429 code for a protein of 142 amino acids. Gene Ontology annotation, molecular function: actin filament binding. The record is from RefSeq and is a predicted model, not a curated record.